This is a messenger RNA of Cloeon dipterum, 1017 nucleotides long. RefSeq names its product troponin C, isoallergen Bla g 6.0301-like. The record is from RefSeq and is a predicted model, not a curated record. Gene Ontology annotation, molecular function: calcium ion binding. NCBI's taxonomy places the organism in Eukaryota, Metazoa, Arthropoda, Insecta, Ephemeroptera, Baetidae. The transcript has 6 exons. Bases 133 to 588 code for a protein of 151 amino acids. Gene Ontology annotation, cellular component: myosin II complex.
CCUUUCGCGCCCGCUGACACUGCACCCCGCGACUCGACUCUCUCUCACUCACUCACUCGCUCGCUUUUCGCCUUUGUUCCACUUUGUUUGCACCCUUUCCGUUCGCGUACGACACAACUCUAAAGCUCAACAAUGUGCGACGAUAUUCCACCAGAGCAGAUGCAAGUUCUGCGCAACGCUUUCAACGCGUUCGACCGUGAAAAGAACGGCAGCAUCUCCGUGGACAUCGUGCCCGAGAUUUUGCGGCUGAUGGGACAGCCGUUCAACCACCAGAUCCUGGAAGAGUUGAUCGAAGAGGUGGACGCCGACAAGUCGGGUUUCCUCGAGUUUGACGAGUUCGUCCAGCUGGCUGCCAAGUUCAUGAAUGAGGAGGACGAGGAGGAGAUGGAAAAGGAGCUGCGCGAGGCCUUCCGCCUCUACGACAAGGAGGGCAACGGCUACAUUCCCACGACGUGUCUGCGUGAGAUUCUGCGCGAGUUGGACGACCAGCUGACCAACGAGGAGCUCGACAUGAUGAUCGAGGAGAUCGACUCUGACGGCUCCGGCACCGUAGACUUUGAUGAAUUCAUGGAGAUGAUGACUGGUUAAACGCGGACUUUGACGCCGGUUCAAAAGAAAGCUGCCCUGCUCAAGGAGAGGCCGAAUUCCAGCAAACACCGGAAGCAAAAAACACAAAAAUUUGAGUGCAUUUUCUCUCUCCGAAAUUGUUGUCCAAAUUGUCGCGAAACUGCCGCUCUCUCCGCGUGUGCCGUCGUUGUCCAAGACUCUUUUUUUACCCCCCUCCACACACACACACACACACACAGCCAUGCAACACUUGAAAAGAAAGAAAGAAACAAAAAGAGUGGGUCGUGCGAAAUGAAAACGCCCUGCUUUUUUCUUUUUACUUAAUUUGUAUUGUGAAUAAUUUAAUUUUGUAUACUUUAUCUUUGGUUACUCAGAGUGUCGUGUAAUGUUACCUUUUUUUCUGCCCAGGAGAAAAAUGGAAUAAAAAACUUACAUUGCAAACCACAAGAA